AAGAAAAUCGAAAUUCCAAUGAAAACGCACAAACUCCUUUCUCUGCAUACAUAUGCUAAUUCACGAUCAACAGUAAUUGUCUCUUCUCCUCGAUGACGGAAGAUGGAAAGCAAGAUCGAAUCUCCUUGAAGGGAGACGGAGAGAGGCAAGCCAUGCGGUUCUCCAGGGCUUAUCAGUUCAUGCCAGGCAGUCGUGCAAUGCGUUGACUCGUCUUACAAUUUUAAUUGUGUCUUAAAUAUUGUGUGACAUAAAUUAAACGGAUAUAUACACGUAUUUAUAUGUGCCAAUUCAUUGAUUUCCGCUGAUCGAGCAGCAAUUAUCGAAAGCACACGUUCUCCAACCAAAGAUUUUCGUCGCGCUUUAACACGACCGGAAGAAGCUUCUUCAGAAAAAGCCGAAUCAAUUUGGAUCUGCGAAUGUACUUCUCAGUAUGGAUAUUCCUAUUUGUACAAUUCACACAAUAUAUUUUCGGCGAGGAAACUAUCCCAGAUUUCGUACAUGGACCAUGCGAAGGUUACAAACAAGGUGAAGAUGAUCUCCAAACAAUUGACUUUAUCAGUAAAUUGAAAUUGGAUCUUUUGGAGACACAUUAUACUGGUGUGACACGAGUAAGAGGUAGUAAUCGUAUGCAAACAGCCUAUAGAUUGGAAAAAGACACUGACAUUACUCUGCCAACCAAAAAUAUAUUUCCAAACGGAUUGCCAGAAGAAUUCAGUGUAGUUUGCACAUUCAGAGCCAGAAAACUAUCGAAAUAUACUUGGCACAUUAUCAAAAUCGUCGACAUGGAAAACGAGCCCCAAUUUUUAAUCGCAAUGAACCCAAAAGGUCAAACUUUGGAUUUGUUCGUGAAAAGUGAUGAAAUGCAAAUAGUAUCGUUCUCAGCCGAUCAUAUAUUCGAUAAGAAUUGGCACAAAAUUGAUAUUGGAGCCUUCAAGGAUAGGCUGGUGAUAUAUAUCGAUUGCGAAUAUGUUGGCACACAAGACGUGAAGCCAUGGGGUCCGAUCAAAGUGGAUGGCGAGAUCUCGAUAUCAAAGAUGUCGCAUAGUAAGCUCACUGUACCGAUCGAUAUACAAUGGAUGGUCUUAAAUUGCGAUCCUACGAGACCUGAGAGAGAGACCUGUGAGGAAUUACUGAAGAGCCUUAGCAGCCCUUUAUUACCUCAGAGAAGACUUAGCUGUGAAAUUAUCUGUCCACAGAGAUCUCCUGAAAUUAAUGGCACUAAUGGUUUACCUGGUCUACCCGGAUUACCUGGGCCACCUGGACCACCUGGACCAAUUGGACAACCUGGUUUACCUGGACAUCCAGGUUUACAAGGACCGCCUGGCGAGCAAGGCAAAAUAGGGCCGCAAGGGUUUACUGGUGCACGAGGAUUUACUGGUGGUCCAGGUCCUAAGGGCUCUUCUGGACCUAUUGGACCACCUGGUCCAAAAGGAGAAUGUGGAGAGAGAGGUGACAUGGGAUUUCCAGGAUUGAAAGGAGAUCAAGGUCUUCCAGGGCCACGAGGUUAUCCAGGACCUCCAGGAAAUAUUAGCGAUUAUCGGGAUUCUUUAUCACGAUUUACAGGAUUACUAGGUCCUCAAGGAUAUCCAGGUCAAAAUGGUUCAAAAGGAGAGAAAGGGGAUCGCGGGGUUAAAGGAGAACAAGGCCAAAAAGGUGAAACAGGAGAAAAAGGUUAUCCAGGUCAAAAUGGAUUUCCUGGAAUAGAGGGAAAAUCAGGACUUCCUGGUUUUCCAGGUCUUAAAGGAGAAAUAGGAUUUCCUGGAAUACCGGGUCCACAGGGAUUACCAGGUCCUCCAGGUGAAAUUGGCGCUCCUGGAAUUCAAGGAGCAAAAGGAGAAGCUGGAGAACCCGGUCGUGAUGGUUUACCAGGUUCAAUAGUUGGUUCAAUAGUACCAGGACUACCUGGUCCUCAAGGUCCCCCUGGAAUACCUGGAAAAGACGGUCUUCCAGGAAUAAAAGGAGAACCUGGUCCUAUUGGUCCACCAGGUCUUCCAGGAUUACAAGGAAAAAACGGUCCUCCUGGUUCUCCAGGACCACCGGGAUUACAAGGUUUAUCUGGAGAAUCAGGUUCUCCAGGUCCUCAAGGAAUAGUUGGCCCUAUUGGAAAACCAGGAUUACCAGGACUCGAUGGACAACCUGGAAAUAAAGGUGAUAAAGGUCAGCAAGGAGAACAAGGAUCUGUCGGGCCACGUGGUUUACCUGGAAGUAUUGGUGCGCCAGGUUUACCUGGAGUUGCUGGUAUUCCAGGCUUAGAAGGACGAUCAGGUUUACCAGGUCCUCCAGGACCUCCUGGACCACCGGGUUCACCUGGAACUAGUACAGAAAUGUUAAGUACAAAUAAUGUAUUAGAAACUAUUGGUAGUCCAGGAGUUAGUGGACCCAGAGGUCUACCAGGAGCACCAGGAUUACCAGGUGAGAGAGGACCUUCUGGAGAAAGAGGUCCAGAAGGUAAAAUAGGAUUACCUGGAAUACCAGGAAAAAAUGGAGCUCCAGGACUUCAAGGACCACCAGGAAUUAGAGGACAAACUGGAAUACCAGGAGUUCAAGGACCACCAGGCCGGAGUAUCACCGAUUCAGAAAUUCGAGAAAUAUGUGCCAGUGUAUUACGAGAGCAGAUGACUGAGAUGGCAGCACAAAUACAAGGUCCACCUGGUCCACCUGGCCGAGGCCGUCCAGGUCGUCCUGGAUCACCUGGUCCACAAGGUCGUCCAGAGAAGCUGAAAGAACUAACAGAAGGUCUACGAGGACCACCCGGGUUGCCGGGGUUGGCCCGACAGGGCCGUCCCGGUCGAGCCGGAACCCAGGGCAUCCCAGGUGAUCCAGGUCUUCCAGGUUUACCUGGGGAACGUGGUUUUAAUGGUUUACCAGGACCACAAGGUCAUAUAGGACCUCAAGGUCCACCUGGUGAACGGGGAGAAAAAGGUGAUAGAGGUCCGGAAGGUGUCGGUGUAGAAGGUCCUAUGGGUCCAAGAGGACCGUCUGGACCACCUGGCAAUGAUGGCGUUGGAUUACCUGGAAGGCAAGGAGAACGUGGAGAAUCAGGCAGACCAGGUAUUCCUGGGAUGAGGGGACCACCUGGACCCCAAGGAUUACCUGGUUUUUGUGAGUUAUGCAAUUAUUCAAGUGCUAAUUAUUUACAAUAUACUCGCGGCAAUGAGAAAGGACCUUAAUUUAUAAAUAUUUUUAUUAAUUUUAAAAAAUAAAAUUUUUAACCGUAAAAAAAAUAAUUAAUAACUAAAAUAUCAAAUUUUUUGCUCAAUAAUACUAAAAAUAUCUUUCAAAUCAUUGUCGUAUGAUAUAUAUUUCUUCUUUGUAUAUUUACGUAAAAUAAGAAUUCAUGAAAAAUGAUCUAAUUGAACUAUUAUUUAAUUAUAUAUUGUAAUUCAAUCAAUAUAUCAAAUUAGAUAUUUCUAAAUAUUGUUAUGAGUGAAUAUUUUUUUAAAUAAAAAUAAAGUAAAUAAG
Apis mellifera (honey bee) is the source of this 3462-nucleotide messenger RNA. Its product is annotated as collagen alpha-1(IX) chain. Gene Ontology annotation, cellular component: basement membrane. Lineage: Eukaryota; Metazoa; Arthropoda; Insecta; Hymenoptera; Apidae. The record is from RefSeq and is a predicted model, not a curated record. Bases 417 to 3170 code for a protein of 917 amino acids. The transcript is spliced from 20 exons.